This is a messenger RNA of Maniola jurtina (meadow brown), 1746 nucleotides long. RefSeq names its product kynurenine aminotransferase (gene Kyat). The record is from RefSeq and is a predicted model, not a curated record. The transcript has 10 exons. Gene Ontology annotation, molecular function: L-kynurenine:2-oxoglutarate transaminase activity; pyridoxal phosphate binding. Gene Ontology annotation, biological process: biosynthetic process. The coding region runs from base 241 to 1512 and encodes 423 amino acids. Lineage: Eukaryota; Metazoa; Arthropoda; Insecta; Lepidoptera; Nymphalidae. Gene Ontology annotation, cellular component: mitochondrion; cytoplasm.
AAUCAUCCGUUUUUGACGUUUCAUUCAUGAAAGUGCAUGAAUGGUUAUUUUCCGGCCCGUUCAGCAGUGUAUUAAUUAUAAAUAAUUCAUCGAAAGAUAUGUAAAUUUCUUGUUCUUAUCAAUAGUUUUAAGUGGAGAAGGUCUCUUAUUGCCGCGUUGAAAGAUCACAGUAAUUGUGCAAUAAAACAACGCAAUACAAGUAAUAAAUUAGUACAAAGGGAAAUAAGUAUAAGUGCAGUUAUGUGUGAUAAAUUCAAGCUUCCUGCUCGAUAUGGUGCCGGUGAGAAGAGUGUAUGGGUUGAAUACAUCCAACUGGCAGCUGAGUACAAGCCAGCCGUAAAUCUUGGUCAAGGAUUUCCUGACUACCAUGCACCGGAACAUGUCACCAAAGCUCUUGCCAAUGUUGCCACGGGUGAAAACCCUUUGCUCAACCAAUAUACCAGAGGAUUUGGUCACCUAAGACUAGUACAAAAUCUGGCCAAACUCUACUCACCUUUGGUAGGUAAAGAAUUGGAUCCAAUUAAUGAAAUCUUAGUAACAUGUGGUGCAUAUGAAGCAUUGUUUUCUGCUAUCCUUGGUCAUGUGGAAGAAGGUGAUGAGGUGAUAGUAAUUGAGCCUUUCUUUGACUGCUACGAGUUUAUGAUCAAGACUGCGGGAGGCACACCUAAGUUUAUUGCUUUGAAACCUAAGCCCAGCAAAGGAGAAAUGACGUCAGCCGACUGGGUACUGGACGAGAAAGAACUAGCGUCUCUAUUCAACAGUCGAACCAAGAUGCUGAUACUGAACACGCCGCACAACCCAGUGGGGAAAGUUUUCACUGCACAGGAGCUGGACACUCUAGCGGCUCUGUGCAGAAAACACAAUGUGCUGUGCGUGUCUGAUGAGGUGUACGAGUGGAUGGUGUAUAAACCUCAUAAACAUAUUCGGAUAGCAACUUUACCCGGUAUGUGGGAGAGGACCAUCACAAUCGGCUCAGCCGGCAAAACAUUCUCCGUGACCGGCUGGAAGACGGGCUGGGCUUACGGACCGGCUAACCUUAUGAGAAAUUUGCAAGUUGUCCACCAGAACUGUGUCUACACUUGUGUCACUCCUAUACAAGAAGCAGUAGCGCGUUCGUUCGAGUUUGAACUGGCUCGGUACAACUCCCCGGAGUGCUACUUCUUCUCUUUGGCCGAGGAGCUGGUCUCCAAGAGGGACUAUCUUGUCAAAGUGUUGAAGGAUAACGGCUUCAGUCCCACUAUUCCUGAUGGAGGGUACUUUAUCAUGGCUGACUGGACUAAACUUGAGAAUAAAAUAGAUCUGAAACAGGAGCCAGACAAAUACAAAGACUAUCGCUUCACUAAGAAAUUCGCAAAAGAGGCAGGAAUCCUCACUAUACCACCGACUGCGUUCUACUCUGAAGGGCAUAAGGAUUUAGGAGAGAACUUUGCUCGAUUCUGUUUUAUUAAGAAAGACGAAAACCUUCAGCUGACUGCGAAACUACUAAAGGAGUGGAAUGCUAAGAAAAACUAGAUUAUAAAAUAAUCUAGUAUAUCUUGUGUUAUACAGGCUGGCACAAAAAGUGACUUACGAAUAUAACUCGUCCUAAUAAAGAAACGAAUCGAAAUGAAGCAUUGCUAAGAACUCCAUCUCACUCGCACAUUAUACAUAGAUACAAUGUGUAAAGUGAUAGGUAAUGAUUGGCGCCGCUAUUUUCGAUUUGUUUCUAAGAGGCUUUAUUUGUUUAAAAUAUACAAGGAUCUACAA